UGUAGUUCAAAAUCAAAGCAAAGAAAUGGGCCAUGACUGUUGUUGCGUUGUCAACUGCAAAAAUAACGGCCUCAAUAGCAAAUGUAAAUUUUAUAUUUUCCCAAGAGCGUCUUACAAAAUAGAACAACGAAGAAAAUGGAUUGCUGCUGUGAAUAGAAAGAAUGCUGAUGGUACACAAUGGUCUCCAAAACCUCACGACAAAAUUUGUAGUGAACAUUUUAUUGGAGGAAAAAAAUCAGAGGAACAAUUAAGUCCAAGCUAUGUCCCUACGAUAUUCCCUACUACAUAUCGGAAAAAGAAAGUUAACCAAUCCCAGCUACCAAAUGAUAUGCAGAAUUAUAUGCGGUAUCAUAUAAUGGGUUCAGUACCAAAAGUGCUUAUGAAAUCAGGUUGUGUUCCCACAAAGUUUGAGUGCCAACAAGGCAAAACAAAAAGACUAUCGGACACUGCGGAACGAUCAUCGGUUUCCAAAAAAAGUAAAAAAGUAUUAAUGGAUGAAAAAGAUAUAGUAAAACAAAGUACAACUACAACACAAUUAGAAUUUUCUGGAAGUUCAUGGCAUAGUCCAGUACAAGAACAAGAAGUUGAAGUUAAAAUUGAAAACACAGAAGAGUAUUUAAUAGAAGCUGAAGAGAAUUAUCAGUUUGAAUCCGUUCAGGUGGAUGAGAGGUUUCAUGAUAAAGAGGUUCAGACGAAGCCGGAGUUGGCUGAUAAGUUAGUGGAAACAUGGCCAGUGCAGUCCCGGAGUAAGGCUGUGCAGGUCAACGCCCCACCUGAGAUAACUGUCAUGGAAUUAGUCAAGAAGGAAACUGAGAAGAUGAUGGUUCGCGUGUACAAAUACUUGUGCGAGGAGUUGGAGGUGAUGAAGCUGAUGUCGGCUGAGGAAGUGAUGAUCGGGUUGGAGCAGGUUUCCAGCCGCGCCGCCCAUGCCACCGGCGUCUCCGACCUCACCAUGCAACGUGUGCUGGAGGAGCACCAGAUAAAGACACCACAACAGCCUCAAAACAAACGGAAACGCAGAAAGAAACGCAAUAACAGUCACAGUCUAGAAAUGCAGAGAACAGAGGAAGCAAUUGCCAGUGCUGCAGUCUUUAUACCUGAGGCGGUAGAAAGAUCGGAUAUGGAAGUGGACUGCGCCGGAGACAGAUCUAUGGACGAGGCGUUAGUUUGGCUGAAGGUGGAGGUAGAUGACAGUGGCGGUGACACAACGGACAGUGCGCCAGAAGUGGAACUAAAGAUCAUCAAGGACGAACCGGUCUCUGACGAUUUAAAUGAUACGGCCGAGUCUGAAGUUAGCCGUUUGUCUACGCACUAG
Spodoptera exigua (beet armyworm) is the source of this 1315-nucleotide messenger RNA. NCBI's taxonomy places the organism in Eukaryota, Metazoa, Arthropoda, Insecta, Lepidoptera, Noctuidae. The record is from the annotation of a GenBank genome assembly.